GUUCUUGCUAUAUGCAUUUUGAGUCGAGUAUUUCCAUUAUCAUACUUAUUUUCUUAGAACCUAUCGGUGUUUUAUUUGUAUAAGGGGAGAGAGCAAGCCAGUAAUCAUCAGCAUCAAUGGCUGAAACGAAGAACAACGACCAAUCCAACAAGGGUGCGAUUGAUGAAACAGAGAAGAUGAAAACAACAUUCCAAGAGACUGACAAAGGAAAGGAUCUUGAUUCUGGGUUUGAUAGGCGGCAAUGGAAGCCUGUUUUUGAUGAAACUUCCAUUUCACAAAGACCCCUCAAGAAGAUAUGCAGCCCUGAACGUCACUUGUCUUCGUUCUCUUCACCCUCCCCUGUUUCCAAUAGUUCUCCUUCUUCUUCUUCUUCUUUGCCAACUUCUAGACUGGUUUUUCCUUUCACUUUCGAUGCAUCUCAGCAGCCAGUUUACUUUCCUCAACAAUAUGGAAAUACUCCGACUCCUAUGCCGAUGUUCCGCUCGUCGCAGCAAAAUCAGCAGCAACAAGGGUCUGUUUAUCGGCCAUUUUAUACUGCAGAAACAUCGGUAUCGCCUCAGCAGCAGCAGCAACUUCUGCUAUACUGGACCGAUGCACUGAAUUUGAGUCCGAGAGGGAAGAUGACAACCAUGAGUAGAUUGGGGCAGCACCAAGUGCAGCAGCCUAUACAUACUACCAAGCUCUACCGAGGCGUGAGGCAGAGGCAUUGGGGCAAAUGGGUAGCCGAAAUCCGCCUCCCUCGUAACAGGGCUCGCCUUUGGCUCGGCACAUUCGAUACUGCCGAAGAAGCAGCCUUAGUCUACGAUCGUGAGGCGUUCAAGUUGAGAGGAGAGAAUGCAAAGCUCAAUUUCCCUGAGCUUUUCCUCAACAAGGAAAAAGAUACAUCUUCCACUACCUCCGUCUCACCAGUUUCUUCACCACACACACUUCAUGAAAGAUCAAAGCAAGAACGGGAACCGAAAAUCGAAACGAUGCCACCACUGCCUCAAGGAGACAAUCCGAACAUCGACUCACAGAUGGGGUCUAGCGAGGCGACAACCAAUGAUGAGGUGCAGAUGACAGUACAGGGUUGUUCGGGUUCUCAGGAAUUGGUGUGGGGUGGUAUGGAAGAAGCUUGGUACAAUACAAUUCCAGCAGGUUGGGAUCCCAGUAGUCCAGUGUGGGAUGAUUUAGAUACAGCAAACAACCUUCUUUUGCCCUCAAAUCUUCCUUUCUCCAAUCAAAACCAGCAGCGGCAACAACAACAACAUAGCUCAGCUUCUUCUCCUCCUCCUCCUGGUCCAAUGAAACCCUUCUUCUGGAAAGAUGAACAGAGCCCAUCUUUUUAGGGGUAUACCCUUACAGGCCGAGGAACCAUGCACUGGUUUCAGAUUUUUUUCAGAAAACCAGUCUCUGAGUUCCACUAAGCCUUCAUUUAAUUCCUCUUCUGGUUACAGAUUUUUCUCCUAUCCAACCUGUGAUU
This is a messenger RNA of Hibiscus syriacus, 1462 nucleotides long. Its product is annotated as ethylene-responsive transcription factor ERF054-like. The transcript has a single exon. Gene Ontology annotation, biological process: regulation of DNA-templated transcription. NCBI's taxonomy places the organism in Eukaryota, Viridiplantae, Streptophyta, Magnoliopsida, Malvales, Malvaceae. Gene Ontology annotation, molecular function: DNA-binding transcription factor activity; DNA binding. The coding region runs from base 117 to 1328 and encodes 403 amino acids. The record is from RefSeq and is a predicted model, not a curated record.